AUGGGGCCACCAUGGCUUCAUCCCGUGCAGGCAUCUACCAAAGAGAUCAAUGACUCUCAAGCAACGCUAUGUCCCAAGCCUCCAUGGAUGAUGCACUCGCCAGGAUCCAGUGACCCCGGCAUCGAUCCCCAGAUCGACAGGAUCCCCAUGGAGGUGUGCCCACACGGCAAUGGCAGUCAGGCCGUGGGGAUAUUACAGCCCUUCAAUGCCGUCACGCCCGAGAUUUCUGAGAAGCCGUCGGCGGCGUCGUCCGACUCUAGAGAUUCGGUGCUUGAGCAGCCCGGGGAGAGCGAGGGUUCUUGGUGGAUGAGUAUGGUGCACAACUUCACACCUUCAUGGUAUUCCAUGACCAUGGCCACCGGCAUGGCCGCUUUGAUCUUGCACGCUCUCCCCUACCAGAACCAGACCGUUACUGUGCUGUACACGAUAAUAUUUGUCCUUGAUGUUUUCAUGUUCGUUGUCAUCUCCAUUCUUGCAAUCUUGCGGUAUACGCUGUAUCCGGAAACAUUGGGAAUGAUGUUGCGACAUCCCGUCCAAUCGCUUUUCCUGGGCUGUUGUCCAAUGGGCUUGACCACCGUCAUCAACAUGUUUGUCUUCGUGUGUAUCGAAAAUGCAGGCUGGGGCAAAUGGGCUUCCGAUCUUGCUUGGGCUUUGUGGUGGAUUGAUGUGGUGAUGGCGGUAGCCUGCUCUUGUGGACUGCCCUUCUUGCUUAUGCACGUGCACCAAGUGGACCUGCCCUCGAUGACGGCGGUAUGGCUGCUUCCUGCGGCUACUCCAAUCGUAACAGCUUCAAACGGAGCAACUAUAGCGUCCAUGUUGGCAAGCACGAACCAACAGCACGCCCUUUGGACCUUGAUGGUCAGCUACGUUCUGUGGGGCAUCGGCUUCCCCAUGGCUGUCGUGACUCUGGGCAUCUAUCUACAUCGCUUGACGAUGCACAAACUGCCUCCGCGGGAAGUCAUUAUUACUGUCUUCAUACCCGUUGGCCCGCUCGGUCAGGCCAGUUUCACCAUAAUGAACUUGGGUAAAAUGGCGUUGGAGUUGUUUCCCGAGACCGGCUCCAUCCACCCGCUGGCAGGUGGCGUCUUUUACGUUGUCGGUUUCGGCACGGCGAUAAUUCUUUGGGGAUUCGGUCUCGUCUGGUUGGUCUUCGCUGUUGCUUCAGUGACUCGCUCCAGGUUCCCCUUCAACAUGGGGUGGUGGGGAUUCACCUUCCCAACUGGUGUUUAUGUUCUGGCAACGCUGCAACUGGGAGUCGAGUUUCCGUCCGCCUUCUUUGACGUUCUUGGGACCGUUAUGGCGGUGAUCGUUGUCCUGAUUUGGUUCCUUGUCGCAGUCAUAACUCUACAGAGGAAUCUGAUCGGGGAUAUCAACUUUGCACCUUGUUUUUUGAGCUCCAGAAGAGUACGGCAGAAUAGAGAGAUAUCCGACAGAGUUUAG
Molecule: messenger RNA, 1440 nt
Organism: Diplodia corticola
Lineage: Eukaryota; Fungi; Ascomycota; Dothideomycetes; Botryosphaeriales; Botryosphaeriaceae
Product: c4-dicarboxylate transporter malic acid transport protein
Exons: 5
Coding region: 1-1440 (479 amino acids)
Biological process (GO): transmembrane transport; sulfite transmembrane transport
Cellular component (GO): plasma membrane
Molecular function (GO): sulfite transmembrane transporter activity
Source: RefSeq, a predicted model, not a curated record